This is a messenger RNA of Trypanosoma conorhini, 454 nucleotides long. Its product is annotated as large subunit ribosomal protein L8e. Gene Ontology annotation, molecular function: RNA binding; structural constituent of ribosome. NCBI's taxonomy places the organism in Eukaryota, Euglenozoa, Kinetoplastea, Trypanosomatida, Trypanosomatidae. Gene Ontology annotation, biological process: cytoplasmic translation. Gene Ontology annotation, cellular component: cytosolic large ribosomal subunit; ribosome. The transcript has a single exon. The record is from RefSeq and is a predicted model, not a curated record. The annotation marks the transcript as partial.
AUGGGAAAGACUGUGCUGACCUGCCGUAAGGGCAACGGGUCCGUCUACCAGGUGCACGGCCACAAGCGCCUGGGCCCCGCCAAGCUCCGCAUUCUCGACUACGCCGAGCGCCACGGCUUCAUGCGUGGCGUGGUCAAGACGAUUGAGCACGAGCCGGGCCGUGGCGCCCCGCUCGCCCGCGUGGAGUUCCGCCACCCGUACAAGUACCGCCGCGCGAAGGAGCUGAUGGUGGCGCCGGAGGGCAUGUUCACCGGCCAGUCCGUCCUCUGCGGCGUGAAGGCGCCGCUUGCCAUCGGCAACGUGCUGCCCCUCGGCCAGAUCACGGAGGGGUGCAUCGUCUGCAACGUGGAGGCGAAGGUCGGCGACCGCGGCACCAUCGCACGCGCCUCGGGCGACUACUGCAUCAUCAUCUCGCACAACCACGAGACGGGCCGCACGCGCCUGAAGCUGCCGA